GACUGUGCACCAGUUAUGGCGGACGUCACCCGGGAUCCACCGUGCUCUGUCAGGAAGUUUCCACCUUGUUGGCGCUGUUUUGCCUUCUUGCUUCUCGUUCUACUGCAACUGCCAUUUCUCCAUCGACAUUCCUUUGACUUCGAUUAAUUUAUACACUUAUACAAGGGACAAGCUUCUCAAUAUCGAACCUCAGGAGCUCAAAUUUCUCUUUGAGCUGAGGAAAAAAGCAUCAUGUACAAUUCGGUUGAAUAAUUACUCCAGAAAUCCUGUUGCUUUUAAGGUUAUGACCACAAAUCCGCAGAAGUACUCUGCUCGACCCAAUAUUGGAAUUGUUUUGCCCAGAUCAAGUUGUGAUGUUACAGUAACUAUGGGCGCUCCAAAGGAGAUCCCUCCUAACAUGGAAUGUAAGGACAAGUUUGUGAUUAAGAGUGUUGUUACGAGUCCUGGUGCCACUGUAGAAGCCACUCGGCGACUGUUCAAUGAAAGAGGGCUUUUGGUUGAAGAAUGCAAAUUGAGAGUGCUCUACAUUUCUCCAUUGAUCAGGCAAUCAUCAAAUUUUGAGAGAUCUGAAGCAGAUUCUUUACGAAAUGCAACUUGGCAAAGAGGAAACUCAAAUGAUUAUGAGGUAAUACAGCGGCAUGACAGAAAAGGUUUUCAAUUUGGUGAUUUGUUCAUGAAAGGCAUCACUGUAGUCUUAGUUGGCUCGAUCCUUUGCUACCUGAUGCUGCCACUCAUAUGGAGUUUGAUCUUUAUGAUCAUCAUGUUGGUAGUAAAGAUGAUAAAUAAGCUGGUCUCAGAGUCGGUUGAAGAUUGGAUAGUGAAGACUCUUCUAUACGUCUGUAUUCAUUUCUUUACAACCCUUUUCCGGCGCAAGGAGAGAGUACCUGAAAGUGAAUCUUGACUUUAAAUGUUGGAUUAUUGGAUUGGCAAUGAAGAUCAGGUUAAAUAUGUUGAUGUGCGAUGCAACCUAGUUUUCUGUAAUAAUAUGUCAUGUUUCAGGGAACUGCAAAUGGAAUUUAGUGAGGUUUUCUGAAUGUGUUAAAUGCUUCUCAUUCUGGCGAUGUUUCCGUGUUUCUUAUGCAGUAUGCACUUUAGGGUGAGAAGGCACAUAGCAAUUGUGAAACGGUUACAAUUCAAGUUGUUGCAUAUUUCUUCAUUUGCACUAGCAUUUUCUUAAAAUAUGACCUUUUGCUGACAAUUAUGCAAUGAUCCGGCCUCAGUUUCACUGCUGCAAUGAUAGCAUGACUCGUUUGGGUGAUAAUCUUGAGUUCCAGCUUGCUUCUCUUAAUUAAUUCUGUUAUGCAAAAUUUUUCUCCAUUUAACGCUCCAUUUUUGUUAUGUAGAUUCUUAAACCACAUUUCUGUGUAGAAGUGACUUUGCACUAAGGAUGGAGGUAAAAGAAACAAUCAAGUGGAUCCUCUAAUGGUUUUUAAGCCGUUGGAUAUGUGUAUAUCAUAAUUCUAUGCAAUUAAGCACUAAUGUCACCAUAAAUAACUUAAAAGUUCACUGCUAAUGAAGCCUAGCUCAGUUCGAACCCCG
Messenger RNA from Sesamum indicum (sesame), 1539 nucleotides. RefSeq lists its product as uncharacterized. The record is from RefSeq and is a predicted model, not a curated record. Gene Ontology annotation, biological process: endoplasmic reticulum membrane organization. Gene Ontology annotation, cellular component: endoplasmic reticulum membrane; plasma membrane. Lineage: Eukaryota; Viridiplantae; Streptophyta; Magnoliopsida; Lamiales; Pedaliaceae.